Messenger RNA from Penicillium waksmanii, 1500 nucleotides. RefSeq lists its product as uncharacterized. Gene Ontology annotation, biological process: transmembrane transport; carbohydrate transport. The transcript is spliced from 3 exons. Gene Ontology annotation, molecular function: carbohydrate:proton symporter activity. Lineage: Eukaryota; Fungi; Ascomycota; Eurotiomycetes; Eurotiales; Aspergillaceae. The coding region runs from base 1 to 1500 and encodes 499 amino acids. Gene Ontology annotation, cellular component: membrane. The record is from RefSeq and is a predicted model, not a curated record.
AUGGGUCGCAAACUCGGCCUCUUUAGAGCCGUUUACUUGGUCUCGGCUAGCUGCAUGGGUUCUUUCGCCUUCGCCUUUGACACUGGAAUCAUAAGUGGGGUUCUUUCUUUGACAUCGUUCCAAGAAGACUUCAAUUACUCCCAUUUCACUAAAGCUCAAAAGACGACCGUCAACUCCAACGCAGUCUCUAUUCUCCAGGGGGGUGCAUUUUUCGGAUGUUUCCUCAUUUCCCCGAUUGCAUCAUAUUUUGGCCGUCGCACAGGGCUCAUCAUCAGCUCUCUUGUGUUCACACUAGGCACAAUCUUGCAAGUAAUCAAUACGGGCACUCUGGGAACUUUCUAUGCAGGUCGGGUCGUCGCAGGGCUCGGUAUAGGAGCAGCCACUGUCCUCAUUCCGAUUUACUCGGCAGAAAUGUCUCCCAAAGAGAUACGCGGUCGCCUUGGUGCUUGUUUCCAGCUAUUCUUCGCUCUAGGCGUCAUGAUCGCUUAUUGGACUACCUACGCCGUUUCAAAGGACCAACCCAAUGGAACUAAUCAGUGGCAGACGGCACUAGGCCUCCAGCUUCUGGGAUCAACUUUGUUACUUGUCGGCAUGUGCACUGUCAAAGAAAGCGCUCGAUGGCUCGCCUCCAAGGGAAAAAUUGACAAAGCACGCGAAUCGCUAAAGUGGAUUCGUGGCGGCGAGGAAACAGAAGAGCUCCAAAAAGAGUUCGAUGAGAUAUUGGUCGGUAUUGAGGAAGAGGCCCGCGUCAAGGAGAACCUAACGUUUCGCGAACUGUUCCUCCCUGCAAAUCGAUAUCGAUUCUUUAUUGCCAUCACAAUCCAACUCUGCGCCCAGCUAACUGGCAACACUUCACUGGCUUACUAUGCUAAUCAGAUUUUCCAAGCAGUAGGAGCCGGGGGCUCAGCGAAACUUGUAACCGGUUUCUUUGGCCUCGUGAAAGUGUGUGGUGUUCUCAUCUUCCAAAUAUUUGUGCUGGAUCGCAUUGGUCGCCGCGUCCCGUUUAUGGUGGGAGCCUUUGCAAUGGGUUCAUUCAUGUUGAUCAUUGCUAUCAUUCUGGCAACGCAUCCGGUUAACCCAAAUGCCACGAGUCCCACCUCGGCUGGUAUUGCCUGCAUCAUCAUGACCUAUGGAGAGGCAUUCAGUUACAAUAUGUCUUGGGGUCCACUCCCAUGGCUUUAUUUGGGGGAGAUCUUCUCCAGUCGCACGAGAGAGGCGGGAGUUUCUAUCGGUGCCGCUUCACAAUGGCUUUUUAACUUCACUCUCAGUCAAAUCACACCUCACGCCAUCGAGAAUAUCGGCUGGCGAAUGUUUUUAAUGUUCUCUAUCCUCAAUUAUGCCAUAAUUGGAUAUUCCUGGCUUGUGUUGAAGGAGACAUCGCAACACUCCCUCGAAGAGAUGCAGGAAGUAUUUGGAGGGCCGAAGCAUGAGCAGAAACAUGUGGAAGAUGCGAAGCCUGUUGAAAAUCGCGCGGAGCCUACACCUAGCUUGAAGCAGUAA